UUGGCAGGCACUGCUGCGUUUCACAGCCCGAAAGGACAAGCAGUCAUCGAAACUGACUCACUCUCAGACAUACGCUCCAGCAAAAAGGUGUACACGUCGGUCGACCAGCCAUUAAACGCGAUCAGAUGUCUUGAAAGCGCUUUGUUGAACUUCCUGGAGGACACCAGCAUACUAUUGUCCCUUGCCAGAUUGUAUGAGGGCAUCGGCGAGACGGACCUCUCUCAACAACAUUACAAACGGCUGCUGAAGGAGGACUGUACCAACAUCGAAUCCAUUGCUUGCAUCGCAACACAUCACUUCUACAGUGACCAGCCGGAAAUUGCUCUUAGAUACUUUCGACGAAUAUUGCAGAUGGGAUUCAGCAGCGCCGAAACCUUCACUAAUAUUGGUUUAUGCUGUUUCUACGCUCAGCAAAACGACCUGGCUUUGAAAUGCAUCCACACGGCUUUGGAUUUAGCUGACGACGACGAAACGUUGGCCCAUUUGUGGUACAAUGUCGGACAAACGCCGAUCAGCGAUCUCAUUGCAAGAGUCACGAUGGCAAAGCAAUGGUCAGGGCACGAUCCAUCUCUUGACCAGCCAUACGUAGGACUCUGUUUCAAGUGA
Molecule: messenger RNA, 606 nt
Organism: Soboliphyme baturini
Lineage: Eukaryota; Metazoa; Nematoda; Enoplea; Dioctophymatida; Soboliphymatidae
Source: the annotation of a GenBank genome assembly